Molecule: messenger RNA, 3111 nt
Organism: Nerophis lumbriciformis (worm pipefish)
Lineage: Eukaryota; Metazoa; Chordata; Actinopteri; Syngnathiformes; Syngnathidae
Product: FYVE, RhoGEF and PH domain-containing protein 4-like
Biological process (GO): filopodium assembly; cytoskeleton organization
Cellular component (GO): cytoplasm
Molecular function (GO): metal ion binding; guanyl-nucleotide exchange factor activity
Source: RefSeq, a predicted model, not a curated record
CACGCGUGCCUCCUCCUCGUCAGCCGCCGCUGCAACUUUGGACUCUCAGCGCCUUCUUUUAGCGACACUUUAGAGGCGACACGCGUGACUUAGUCCCGCCAUGUUCGACUUGAAGAAGAGGAAUAGUUUGACGCUCAACAGCGGCCGCGAGUCUCGUGACGUGGAAGAGUUCAGGCGCGUGGCGGUCAGGCGGAAAGUGAAAGGCGACACGCAGGAUGGCCACGCAGUGGGGAGCAGUUCCAGCUGUGGGGGGUCUUGUGACAGGACCUGUGGACCCAAACAUGAAAACCACCAAAGUCCACCCACCAAACCACAAGUGCCCCCCAAGCCCGCGCACCUCCAGAGUCCGAUGAGGAGCGGACCGCCCUCUUCGCCCCGGCAUUUUCCUGGCACGGACGACAAGAGUCCAAUCCGGGCGGGGGUGAGCUGUCUCCUCAAUGGAGCCCAGCUGAGCCCCACCCGCCUCUCCCCUUCCCAGAAGAUCCCAAAGCUCACCAGCAGCCCGUUGGGGUCUCCAAGUCCAGGCAAGAGAGGCAUCCAGAACUGCACCCCCUUGAGGGAGGGCGGUCACUUCCCCACUAAGUUUACCCCAAGAAACCGGAGCCCUCUGUCGGUAAUACUGCGGACCCCCAGCCCCGUUCAGAACAAGAUAGGGAGCUACAGCCCUGCCAGGAACUCUAAAUCCUGGCUGGGGGUACACAGGACCCCAAGCGGGAAGAUGGAGGGUCAGGAGAAGAGGACUGGGAAGUCUUUGAGUGUUCCUGACCUCGUUGUGUACCUGGAUGAAAGAAUCCCGUUGGAAAAAGAGGAAAGUUCUCCUCGGCCCGCCAUCACCGUCAAAGCCCCGACAGACUACAGACUCAACCGCACCGCGGGGGAAGUCUCCUCGCGUCCGACGGACUGCAGACUUAAUCGCACCGUGGGGGAAGUCUCCUCGCAAAGUUCAACGGACUGCAGACUCAACCGCACCGUGGGGAGAGUAUCCUCGCAAAGUUUAACGGACUGCAGACUCAACCGCACCGUGGGGGAAGUCUCCUCACAAAGUUUAACGGACUGCAGACUCAACCGCACCGUGGGGGAAGUCUCCUCGCAAAGUUCAACGGACUGCAGACUCAACCACACUGUGGGGGAAGUCUCCUCGCGUCCGAUAGACUGUAGAAUCAACCGCACCGUCGGGGAAGUCUCCUCGCAAAGUUCAACGGACUGUAGACUCAACCGCACCGUGGGGGAAGUCUCCUCGCAAAGCUCAACAGACGAGCGUCAGCCUGAUGGUAUCCUGCUUGAAAAAGCCUCCAAGAUCCAUGCGGGGUCCAAGUCCAAAUGCAGAUGGACCGAAGGAGAACGACAUGAGGAAGAGGAGGAGGAGGAGAAGAAGGAGGAGGCACUGAAAGAGGAUGAGAACAUGGAGCAGAAGUUGUUCAAGAUAGCUCGUGAGCUCCUGCACACGGAGAGGGCUUACGUGGCUCGACUACACCUGCUGGACCAGGUGUUCUGUCUGCGUCUCACAGAAGAGGCGGGGCGAGGCUCCUUCCCGGUGGAGGUGGUGCGCAACAUCUUCUCCAACAUCUCCUCCAUCUACUCCUUCCACAGUCAGUUCCUGCUGCCCGACCUGGAGGACCGCAUCAGCCACUGGUGUGAGCAGCCGGGCCUGGGUGAGGUCCUCCUGCAUCACGCUCCCUUCCUGAGGAUGUAUGCUGACUACGUCAGCAACUUCCACCCAGCCAUGGAGCUGCUCAGAACCUGGACCGAGCGCUCCUCCACCUUCAGGAACCUCCUCCACGACAUCCAGAGCCAGGAGGUGUGUGGCAGCCUGACCCUGCAGCACCACAUGCUAGAACCGGUCCAGAGGAUCCCUCGCUACGAGAUGCUGCUGCGGGACUACGUCAAGAAGAUGCCCUCCACUCACCCGGACUAUGAAUUUGCUCAGAGAUCCUUGGAGACCAUCUCCAUGGCGGCCAACCACUCCAACAGCGCCCUCCACAAAGCGGAGAGCAUCAAGCGACUGCUGGAGAUCUAUGAGAUGGUUGGAGAGGAGGAGGUGGUCAACCCCACCAACCAGUUUGUGAAAGAAGGUCGCCUGCUCAAGAUCUCUGCCAGGAACACCUCUUCCAUGGAGCGACACCUCUUUCUGUUCAACAACUUCCUGCUGUGCUGCACGCCAAAGUUCAGCCUAGUCGGGCAGCGUCUGACGGUGCGCAGCAGGAUAGGAGUGGACGGCAUGCAGGUGCAGCAGACCACCAAUGAAGACCACCACUACACCUUCCAGGUGUCGGGAAAGGAGAAGACCCUGGAACUGCAGGCCAGCUCUGAGCAGGACCGGGACGAGUGGAUCCAGGUGAUCCAGGACGCCAUCCAUGAGUUCCAGCAGAAGAACCAGACCUUCAAGAUGGCCUCCAAGGAGAUCCUGGCACAGGAACAGACGGCAGAGCUGGGCCGCCGGGCCCCCCGCUGGGUGCGUGACCACCAGGUGACAGUGUGCAUGACCUGCAGCGAGACCUUCCACGCGCUCACCCGGCGUCGACAUCACUGCCGGGCGUGCGGCUGUGUGGUGUGCUGGAAGUGCUCCGACCACAAAGUGGCGCUGGAGUACGACGGCUACAAACUCAACAAGGUGUGCAAGUCCUGCUUCUCCGUCCUCAGCGCGCCAAGAGGAGGCGGGGCCAAGAAACGCUCGCCAGAGUCCUGCAGGGACUCCACCAUGAGCGGCUUCCUGCAAUACGGCGACCAUCCCAGAAGGUGUCAGCAGGUGUGGGGCGUGGUCACCACCACCGAGCCCCCCCUCCUCUCCCUUUAUGCCACCCCACAGGACCCCGCACCCAUGUCCAGAAUCCCGCUGCCAGGCUGCACUGUGGAGGAACCUCCUGCUGACCUCCAGGGACAUUUCUGCCUGCGACACUCUCAGAGUGUGCACGUCUUCACCUGCCAGGGCGACGACUUGAAGCGGCGUUGGGUGGGCGCCCUCAAAGCGGCCGUCAGAGGCUGGGACGAUGGCACCAGCGAGUCCAGCGGGGAGGAAUGACUUUCUAACGGCAGCAAGGAAAGCUAAAGUUGAAUUAUCUGAUUUGUUUGUGAAAUGACUGACAGGAAAAUAAAUAAAAAGUUUUAACAUGA